AUGCAAUUCUUGGAAAGUCGUCUCCGAACCGUUGAAGCUGAGCUGUCCCAAAGGCCCUCGCCGGGAAAUCUGCCCAGUCAUGCACCAAACAAUGUCAUUGACAAGACCAGUCCCGGGGACACGGUCAUCGAGAGUGUCCCAACCCCACUCUACGAAGGCGAGUCUUCGUUUGCAAGUCAAUCAGCCCAGGCAAAGGAGAUUGUUGAGAGAUUCGCACAUCCUAGUUGCGGACCUGAUGCUUUAAGUCUGAGUGCAACUCUGGAUUCCAUCAAUAACCUCCUUGGUUCCAAUCCGCAAAAUAAACCACUUAUCCACGACACUAAUACCCAUUCGAAAGCAAAUUAUCUACCGUUACCUGCGGAAAUGAUCGUCACAAUGCUCCGUAGAUUCCAAGUCUAUUUCCCCACGCGGAAAGUAUCUGUUGGUGACAUCGCGGCCAUGCAUGGGGUUCUCUACUUCGUCUUGAAGGAGUGUAUCUGCACUAAGGAUACCCUGUGCGAGCAAUUUGACCUCGAAGCACAUCUAAAAACGUGCAAGGAGAGCUUCGAAGUGAGCCUGAUGACGGCCGAAGUUCUCGCGGUGCCUAGCUUUGAGAACCUCCUGGCAUUGGCCAUGGGAGCGAUCAAGGCUCAGGACGAGGCAAACCCAGUACUGGGGAGUAACUUGGUUGCAAGCGCCGCACAGCAUUGCCAGAUGCUAGGCCUCCAUCGUGAAUCCACCUACCAAAGGGACAACACCGGCAAUGCAGAUGAUAAGCGUCGCUUGUUCUGGACAAUUUAUAUGAUGGAUCACACCGCAUCCUUGUUCCUAGGUCGAGCAUCGUAUAUCCCCGAUUUUGACAUUGACUGUCGCUACCCUCCGCUAUCGGAGAAUCUAGCUUUCCGCCCAUGGGACUCGGCUUUCAUAUUUAUCGUUAAGCUCAGCGAAAUACAGGCUGAGAUAUAUAAUCAGCUAUAUUCGGCACAAGGUCUCAGAAAAGGGCAAUCAGAACGCAUUCGGUGCAUCAAUGACCUUGAAUUAGCUCUGCGGGAGUGCAACAGGGGCCGAAAAGAGAUAACUCCAGAUCAUGUUGACAACAAGGAACUAUUCUAUAUGUGCGAUCGGAUCUGGGAUCUAUCAUUUUACUCUACACUCACCACAAUGCUCCGUGCAUCAUUUACGGCAAGAAUCGGUGGGGAAAUCGAGACGCGAUGCCUCGAGGCCGCACGCUUGAGCCUAAACAGCCAUUUACGAUGCUUUUCCGACUACCAGCAGUCAAGCCGGUUUUCAGUCGCAGAUUAUGCCAAUUGGGUCCUGCUCUACUCGUCAUUUACCCCUUUCAUCGUGAUAUUCCUCCAUAUCGUCGCAGCGAAGAGUCGAGUCGACCUCGACCUAUUGGAAACCGUGGUCAAUACUCUACACCCCAUACAAGCUAUCUCGGAUGCCUCGGCGCGACUUUAUAAAAUCUGCUUUGCCUUCUCUCGGGUAGCUCGCGGCUUAGUUGACAAUCAAAGCCCAUAUGGCGGGAAGCCGACCGCAGAAAAGGACUCUUUACAGUUACCAAAUGGCCCACGUCAAGAGAUAAUGCCAUCCCUCGAGUCAUCCCAGGGAUUCCCCGUCGAUAUGAUGGACUACUUGACCCACCCGGAGGCACAAGACAUUAAUGCUAUCCUGGAUACCUGGGACAAUGGCCAGCCCAACCAAAGCGAGACAUCAGUGUCCGAAGCACCAAGCCAUACCAGACAAAGCAGAUCACAGGAAGAACAAGCUGCUGCUGCCGCCGCGAUGAAAUGGGGCAUUACCCCCUCGAAACCCUACGAUCCAAACGAGAAGCCGGGACCAGAUCACCCAGUGCACAAAAUCCCACUUGAGAAGCAAGAGAAGAUGAAGAAGAAGGGGAUUAAUCCUGUUCUUCGCGCUGAGAUGGACGAGUCAAGGAAAGGGCAAGGUGGUUUCUGGGGAAAGGUGGCUCAGACUUCGAUGGGAGGAGGGUGGAUUAAAUGA
Messenger RNA from Penicillium manginii, 1983 nucleotides. Its product is annotated as transcription factor domain-containing protein. Gene Ontology annotation, molecular function: zinc ion binding; DNA binding. Gene Ontology annotation, biological process: DNA-templated transcription. The record is from RefSeq and is a predicted model, not a curated record. Lineage: Eukaryota; Fungi; Ascomycota; Eurotiomycetes; Eurotiales; Aspergillaceae. The transcript is spliced from 6 exons. Bases 1 to 1983 code for a protein of 660 amino acids.